AGGAAACCCUCCUGGAAGUAUGAAGGAGAUGGUGGGAGGCUGCUGUGUGUGUUCCGACGAGCGCGGCUGGGCGGAGAACCCGCUCGUCUACUGCGACGGCCACGGCUGCAAUGUGGCCGUGCACCAAGCUUGUUAUGGAAUUGUCCAGGUUCCCACCGGCCCCUGGUUCUGCCGGAAAUGCGAAUCCCAGGAAAGAGCCGCCCGAGUGAGGUGUGAGCUGUGUCCCCACAAGGAUGGAGCCCUGAAGCGCACGGACAAUGGGGGCUGGGCCCAUGUGGUGUGUGCCCUGUACAUCCCCGAGGUGCAGUUUGCCAACGUGCUCACCAUGGAGCCCAUCGUGCUCCAGUACGUCCCCCAUGACCGCUUCAACAAGACCUGCUACAUCUGCGAGGAGCAAGGGCGGGAGAGCAAGGCGGCCUCGGGGGCCUGCAUGGCCUGCAACCGCCACGGCUGCCGCCAGGCUUUCCACGUCACCUGUGCACAGAUGGCCGGGCUCCUGUGUGAGGAGGAGGUGCUGGAGGUUGACAAUGUCAAAUACUGCGGCUACUGCAAAUACCACUUCAACAAAAUGAAGACCUCGCGCCAUUCCGGGAGCAGCUCCUUCCUCCCGGGCAGGAGGAGCCGCUCAGCAUCCCCAGCCCAGGAAAAGCACCUGUCCCACCACGAGCGGCCAAAAAAGAGCCGCAAGGACAAGGAGAGGCCGAAGCAGAAGCACAAAAAGCGGCCGGAGUCCCCCAGCAGCCUUCCCCCAGCACCUGUGGCCGUGGCUGCUGAGAAGGGCUCCAGCAGCCACCACGAGGCCACCAAGGAGAGCUCAGAGGUGGCCAGGGCAGAGGCCAAGGGCAGGAAAUCCUCGAGCCACGGCAGCAGCCACAAGGGCAAGAAGACGGGAAGCGGCAAAAGCUCCGCAGGCUUUGGAUCUGCCCCAGCUGGGGGAACCUUCCAGACAGCUGGCUCCUCCUGCGGCCUGCCCGGCUCUCAGGACUUCGCGCCCUUCCCCAAGCUGGAGCAGGAGGACGAGAAGUUCCGCAAGGCCGCCAGCUCCAGCUCCUCCUCGCACUGCUCACCGCUCUCUGAGGGCCCCAAGGCCGACGUCUUCGAGCAGAAGGUCAUCUUCUCCGGCUUCGGCUCCAUCAUGCGCUUCUCCACCUCGGCUGUGGGCCAGCCGCGAGCCCGCGACGCCUCGCCCGUGGACUACAAAGCCUCCAGCACCCUUGGUGGCCCCGCGGGUGGCACGGGUGGCACGGCUGGCGCCGCCGGGAGUGGCCACAAGCGGAUGCCGUCGCUGGGCGCCGAGGAGGGAGAGGUGCUCAAGGAGAAGAAGCACAAGGGCAGCAAGAAGAACAAGCACGGCCCCGGCAGGCCCAAGGCGGGCAAAGGCAAAGAGGUUUUGGGGGCCCAGCUGGCUGGGUCCACCUCCACCUCCUCCUCUCCCUUCUCCGGGGGAUCCCUCGUCAGCUCCAGCGUCGGGAAUUCUUCCCGGAGCUUCAGCCACCCCGGGAGUCUGCCCAGCCUCAGCAUGGAGUCGCCACUGCUGGGCUCAGGGAUCUACACGAGCAACAAGGACCCGAUCCCGCUGGGCGCGGCGCUGCGGGCGGUGUGCAGCACGCCGCUGCCCUCGGGGCUGCUCCCGCACCAGGGCGGCUCCGCCCUGCCCCAGCUCAGCCGCUCGCCCUUCGCCAGCUCCAUCCCCGCCUCCUCCUCCGCCGGAUCCACCACGCAGGUGUUUUCCCUGGCGGGUUCCACCUUCAGCCUCCCUUCCUCGCACAUUUUUGGGAGCCCGCUGACGUCCGGGCUGUCCCUGAACCCCCUCCUCAGCCAGCCGGAGAGCAGCCGGGCAGAGCCUGACCUGGAGGAUUGCGGCUUCGGCUGCCGAGGGACGUCCCCGCAGGAGAGCCUGUCCUCCAUGUCCCCCAUCAGCAGCCUGCCGACCCUCUUCGACCAGACCGUGUCGUGCAGCAGCAGCGGGCAGCUGGACAAUGUCCCGCAGGCCACCCCCAACAUCGAGCAGCUCCUGGAGAAGCAGGGCAACGGCGAGGCCGGGGUGAACAUUGUGGAGAUGCUGAAGGCACUGCACUCGCUGCAGAAGGAGAACCAGCGGCUGCAGGAGCAGAUCAUGACGCUGACGGCCAAGAAGGAGCGGCUGCAGCUGCUCAAUGUCCAGCUGUCCGUCCCCUUCCCCGUAGUCACCAGCAGCAACGGCCCGGGCAGCCAGUCCCAGUACAUCCUGCCCGCCAAUGUCUGCGGCGGUGACUCCCUGAGCAUCAGCAAGAGCCCCCCGUGCAAGAAUAGCUUCGGCAUCGAGAACUCGCUCUCCACGUCCUCCGAGGACCCUCACUCGGGCUGUCCCAGCAGGAGCAGCUCCUCCCUGUCCUUCCACAGCACCCCCCCGCCCCUGCCCAUGCUGCAGCCCAGCCCCGCCUCGCUGCCCCUGCCCGGGGCGCAGCAGGUGAACGGCCUGGCCAGGGCGGCGGGCGGGGGGCUGGCCGGAGCCUCGGGGGGCAGCCACGGCCUCUCGGCGGUGCCCAUGGUGGACGGCCUGCUGGGCAGCCUGGCCGGAGCCCAGCAGAUGCCGCUCAACGGGAUCCUGGGGAGCCUGAACGGAGCGCAGCCCGCCCCGCCUCUGAGCGCGGCCCCGGCCCUGCAGCUCUCCACCAGCCUGAGCAGCGUGGCCAGCCUGAGCCCCCUGACGGAGCAGCAGCGGCACGUCCUGCAGCAGCACGAGCAGCAGCUCCAGCAGCUGCAGCAGCUCCUGACUUCCCAGCCGCUUAACCCGGAGCAGCAGGCGCUGGUGUUCCAGAUGAUGCAGCAGAUCCAGCAGAAGCGGGAGCUGCAGCGGCUGCAGAUGUCGGGCUCGUCCCAGCUGUCCCUGCUGGCCGCCACCUCGGCCCCGCUGCACCCCAGCCCCAGCACGCUGCUGACCUCGGCCGCGCCCAGCGGGAGCUCCCUGCUGGCCUCGCUGUCCCCGCAGCAGCUGAACCCCGGCGGGACCCUGCUGGCCCCCCAGGCCACCCCCCCGCUGGGCUCGGGGCCGGCCAUGGCCCCCAACCCCUUCCUGAGCCUGCAGCCCGACGGCAGUGCCCCGAAAGGAACGCCCCUGGGUGACAAGGGCGCUCCCCUGGCGCAGGACAAGGGCUAGGAGUCCCCCGGCCCCGAGCCCGCAGCCAAUCCUCUCCCGGGGACCGCGGCUUCCCCGCGGCACCAGCAGAGCCCAGAGCUCCAGGAAUGGCCCAGGAGGAGCCUUGGGAGCCACAGCGGCUGUCACCGCCCCAGUGCCACCAGGAGUGAAGGUGGGGUCACCUGUCCCCUGCUCCAUGUGCUGGAGGGGACUCCAGUGGAUCCUGCCAGGAGCGUGGGGAGCGCCCACGGUAACAGAGACCCCCCAGAGCCUCGGGGAAGGACGUGGUGGCACCUGGAGGUGCCCAAGAAUGGGACUCUCAAUGUGGCACUGCCAGGGAAGGAUGUGGUGGCACCUGGAGGUGCCCAAGGAUGUGCACUGCUGGAGAAGGGACAUGGUGGCACCCGGCAAUGUCCCAAGAGCCAACACUGGAUGUUGCACUGCUGGGCAAGGAUGUGAUGUCACCUGGCGGUGUCCAAGGAUGUGGCCCUGGAUGUGGCACUGCCAAGGGAGGACAUGGUGGCCAUGCCCAGAUGGGGACAUCCAGAUGAAUUCCCAAGCUGAGGUUUCCCUGCUUUUCCCACUGGGCUUUGCUCCAGCUGGAAGACGAUCCAGCCUGGAAGGACAGAUGGAUGAGGAUGGACAGAGGUGGGAAGGAGGUGGCACCACCUGGGAGGAUGUUGUCACCUGUGCCAGCUGCCGGAGGGACGGGGCUGUCCUUCCCUCCUGGAAUUCCCGAAGGCCAACAUCUCAGCUGGGGCCACAGCUGGAAUUGUCUAAGGUCAGGAGCUCCUGGACCUGGGAGAGGAUUCCUGGACCAGAGUUUGGAGAUGAAAAUCUUUGUGGGGAGGAGAAUCCCAAAUGCGGUCCCUGCGUUUUCCCACCCACCACAAAUCAUUCCCACAAAACCACGUUCUUCCACUGAUCCUGGGAAGAGGGAUCUCCAAGGAAUGGGACAGUGACCACAGUCCUGAGCCUGGGAUGGCAGAAGUUCCAUUGUUCUCCACCUUUUGACCUUGAUUCCAUCUCCAGCCUGGAAUAUCUACUGGGGAUCGGCUUCCUCUGAGCUGGGAUGGAUGGAUGGAUGGAUGGGUGGAAGGAAGGAAGGAAGGAAGGAAGGAAGGAAGGAAGGAAGGAAGGAAGGAAGGAAGGAAGGAAGGACAGUCAGAGCAGCUCUGGGAAGGGGAACACCAACACCAAAUGCACCAAUGCCCCUCCUUCAUUCAUCCCUAGUAAAUCCAGGACUCCUGGGAAUGCUCCAGCUGACGGAAACUCCUUUGGGAGAGCCCCAAAUCCCAAAUUUUGGACCUUCAUGCAUGUUUAGCACAUCCCCACUGCCCUUCCUGCUUUGCACUAUUCCUGUUAUCAGCAGUGGGGCUGCGCUGAUGGUGCUGGCAAAGCUCGCCCCAGGCGAAAUCCUCCACUGAAUUUCCUUUUUUAAACGUUUAUUUUGUUUUAUUUGUUUUUUUUCUCUAAGAUUCACACCACAAGGGUUGUCUUAAAAAAGAAAAAAAAAAAAAAAAAACCAGAGAAAAAAAUAAUACCAAACCCUUUCUGCUCCCAGCUUGGAGCUCUGAACAGGACAGAGCUGCUGGCUGCUCAGAAAUAGAAAUAUACAUUAAAUAUAUAAUGGGAUUUAUCUAUCCAGAGGUUAUAACAAGCUUUGGAAGCUGUUGGGGAGCCCCAUCCUUUGGGAUCCCCGUCCCCAAACCUGCUCCGGCACAAUUCCCUUCUUGCACUUUGAAAUUCCUUUGGAUUUUUCUCUUUUUCCCCCCACCCUGUGCUGGGUCAUUCCCCUUUCCUUGGCACCCCUGGAGGUGCCACCCAAAAUCCUCCUGGCAUGGGGACACCCCUGGUAAAGGGACACCCCUGGCACGGGGACCCCAGGUCCCCUCCACCUCCCUCCUGAGGAGCCUCGGGCUUGGCAGUGAUGAUGAAAGCAAAUUAAGUCACAAACUGGGGCUAAAAUGUGGAAUUUUGGGGCUGUCCCCCAGCCUGUUUUGGUGUGGGGUAGCUGUGCCUGCCAUCCGGCAGAUCCUCGGGAUUUGGGGACAGCCAAAUCCCAGCUUUGGGCCAGCAGGAGGAUGGGCAGGGGGCUCUGCCAGCUGGGUGUAGCCAGGAGUUGGGGUUUAUUUUAAUUUAUUUUUUGCUUUUUAUCACAAAUCCCAAAUCCCCGCAUUGCUCUGGAAUCCCAAAUCCCUGGAGUGCUGCCCACAGCCUCCAGCCCCAUCUGCAGCCCAAAUAACCCCAAAGUUGUGCCCAUAUGUCCCAGUUCUUGCAAAAUCCAGCCCCGGGAGUUUAGAGAUCCCUGUGAGGAGCAGGGAGGGAGGGCUGGGAAGGGAAUUGUUCCCCCAGGACACCCAAAAUCCGAGUUGGGAUCAUCCCCGAUUUCGGGUCGGUGCCCAAAUCCCUGGACAAGCCCAAGGCACCAAAGGGGUCAGUGAGAGGCACUUAGGGCACAUUUCCGCAGAGUCUGGAAAUGCUGGAAUUGGCUCCUGCGGGAAUGCUGGGGAGCCCAGGCUUUGGAAGAGGAAGGAAAGCUGGGAAUUUGGGGUUUUUUAGGCAGGAUCACAACCCGGGGAGCUGGAUCCCUCUUGGUUCUCCAGGAAUUCCCAGAGCUGGAUCCAGGAGUUCCCAGAGCUGGAUCCCUCUGGCUCCCCAGGAAUUCUGGGAUUCGGGGAUCAGGGACAGAAAGCACUUACACCUCUCCCUGUGCCCAACCUUCCAAAGGCUCCCAAACCCCGGGAAUUGUCACCUCCAGCCACCCCAAAUGUCCCUUGGGCAGAGUGAGAAGGGGGAGCUGGGAAAUUCCAGGUGAAUC
Molecule: messenger RNA, 5939 nt
Organism: Melozone crissalis (California towhee)
Lineage: Eukaryota; Metazoa; Chordata; Aves; Passeriformes; Passerellidae
Gene: MLLT6
Product: MLLT6, PHD finger containing
Exons: 20
Coding region: 20-3139 (1039 amino acids)
Biological process (GO): regulation of transcription by RNA polymerase II
Cellular component (GO): nucleus
Molecular function (GO): nucleosome binding; histone binding
Source: RefSeq, a predicted model, not a curated record